AUGCCUCAAAAGCGCAAAUCUACAGCUGAGCCUCAGCGUCAAUCGAAAAGGCUGCAGAAAUCAGCUCCAUCAGACGAUGCGAGCUACACAGAUCAUGCGUCCGAUUCUGGAUCGGUUUCGUCUUAUUGCUUGAGUGAGAAUAGCAACGAAUAUAAUAAACAGUCCAAAACACCCAUUACACCCUUCUCCCCUGCCUCAUCCUUGAAGUAUCCAUCCGACCUCAAAACCCACCUCUGCCCGUACGACAAUUGCGGUAAAGCUUUCAAUCGACCGGCUCGAUUAGUAGAGCAUCUGAGAUCGCACACCAACGAACGGAUAUUCAGCUGUGAAUACGAUGGCUGCGACAAAUCCUUCCUUCGAGCGUCGCACCUUAACCACCAUGUCAAGAGUGCGCACACCAUGGUUCGAGAUUACGUGUGCGAUAGAGAAGGGUGUGGAAAGACGUUUGUGACGGGGUCUCGGCUACGGAGGCAUCUGGCCGCCCAUGAGGGACGGGACAAGUAUCGUUGCAUGGAGUAUCCGCCGUGCAACGAAACCUUCAGAAAACACUCGACACUUCAAAAGCAUGUGAUGAUGGUCCAUCUGAAUCAGAAACCCUUUCCCUGCCCGCACAGCGAUCCCGUAACCGGGGAUAAGUGCCGGCAAGGCUUUGAUACUGCUGGCCACCUCAAAGCUCACGAGAGCAGGAUCCACGGGGGUGCUCGGUUUUCCUGCAUGGAGUGCAUAAACUCGGUGGAUAGGACUGGCCCCACGUUAGCUGAAGAUUCAUCUCUUCACCGAGAAGCUACGUUCCCAACAUAUGCCCUGCUACAAGCCCAUUUAAGAGCGGCCCACCCACCUACAUGUCCGGAAUGUACGAUUACUUGUUCGUCUGCGAGGGAAUUACGGCGCCAUCUGGAAAUUGCACAUGGGAAUAUCUUCGUUGGGAGGAACGACGGAACUCACGCCCGUGCUUCUGGGGCGGGACAAGCUGCACGGAAAAAUAGCCAGCUUGACGAUGAUUUUCUGAUGCAGGAUGCACAUUCAUACCAGGAACGAUUCUCUAUCAUGGGGAUGGAGACUACUGGUGAAGGAACAAUGACAGAUUAUGAUGAUAUGAAUGGGUUAGAAGCCAUCGACCCUCUGUUGACUUAUGCUAUAGCGGAAUGA
Messenger RNA from Uncinocarpus reesii 1704, 1149 nucleotides. RefSeq lists its product as uncharacterized. The coding region runs from base 1 to 1149 and encodes 382 amino acids. The transcript has 3 exons. Gene Ontology annotation, molecular function: DNA-binding transcription factor activity, RNA polymerase II-specific; RNA polymerase II cis-regulatory region sequence-specific DNA binding. Gene Ontology annotation, cellular component: PcG protein complex; transcription regulator complex. The record is from RefSeq and is a predicted model, not a curated record. Gene Ontology annotation, biological process: regulation of transcription by RNA polymerase II. NCBI's taxonomy places the organism in Eukaryota, Fungi, Ascomycota, Eurotiomycetes, Onygenales, Onygenaceae.